This is a messenger RNA of Labrus bergylta (ballan wrasse), 3756 nucleotides long. NCBI's taxonomy places the organism in Eukaryota, Metazoa, Chordata, Actinopteri, Labriformes, Labridae. The record is from RefSeq and is a predicted model, not a curated record.
GUCCGGCCUGCAGGACGUGUUGCACCUGUUCCAGGACGCGGCUCUGUUGAAUGUGGACUGUGUGGAUCCAGACCUGCAGACCGGUCUGGGAGUUCUCUUUAACCUGAGCUCGGACUUUAACAAGGCGGUGGAAGCGUUCACCGCAGCGCUGUCCGUCAGACCGCAGGAUUACCUGCUGUGGAACCGUCUGGGCGCCACAUUGGCAAACGGCGACCGCAGCGAAGAGGCGGUGGAGGCCUACACCCGAGCUCUAGAGCUGCAGCCCGGAUUCAUCCGGUCCAGAUACAACCUGGGGAUCAGCUGCAUAAACCUGGGAGCACACAGGGAGGCGGUCAGUAACUUCCUGACGGCUCUGAACCAGCAGAGGCGGAGUCAACGCUGCAGCCAGCAACAGAUGUCGGCUAACAUCUGGGCCGCCCUGCGAAUCGCCGUCUCCAUGAUGGACCGACCCGAGCUGUUCCAGGCGGCCAGCGUGGGGGACCUAGACCUGCUGAUGAGGGUGUUUGACGUGGGCGACGUGUGACGGAGGGACUGACGGGUUCAGGUCGCACCAGAGACUGAGCUCUUUGGUUUCAAACCAAAGAGCUGGACCACCCUUUGCAGUAUAACAGCACAACCCUUUAGCUUCCUGUCCGAGUGGCGAUCAGAGAGACGUGAAGACUUGACGGUUCUACAGGUCCUUAACGAGUCCUUAACGAGUCCUUAACGAGUCCUUAGGGAGUAUUUAACGAGUCCUUAACAAGUCCUUAGGGAGUAUUUAACGAGUCCUUAACGAGUCCUUAGGGAGUAUUUAACGAGUCCUUAACGAGUCCUUAGGGAGUAUUUAACGAGUCCUUAACGAGUCCUUAACGUGCUCUUUAAGAAUCCUUAAGGAGUCCUUAUCGAGCUUUUUAAGAAUCCUUAAGGAGUCCUUAACGAGCUCUUUAAGAAUCCUUAAGGAGUCCUUAACGAGCUCUUUAAGAAUCCUUAAGGAGUCCUUAACGAGCUCUUUAAGAAUCCUUGAAGAGUCCUUAGGGAGUAUUUAACGAGUCCUUAACGAGUCCUUAACGAGCUCUUUAAGAAUCCUUAAGGAGUCCUUAGGGAGUAUUUAACGAGUCCUUAACGAGUCCUUAACGAGCUCUUUAAGAAUCCUUAAGGAGUCCUUAACGAGCUCUUUAAGAAUCCUUAAGGAGUCCUUAGGGAGUAUUUAACGAGUCCUUAACGAGCUCUUUAAGAAUCCUUAAGGAGUCCUUAACGAGCUCUUUAAGAAUCCUUAAGGAGUCCUUAAGGAGCUCUUUAAGAAUCCUUAAGGAGUCCUUAGCGAGCUCUUUAAGAAUCCUUAAGGAGUCCUUAGGGAGUAUUUAACGAGUCCUUAACGAGUCCUUAACGAGCUCUUUAAGAAUCCUUAAGGAGUCCUUAGGGAGUAUUUAACGAGUCCUUCACGAGUCCUUAACGAGCUCUUUAAGAAUCCUUAAGGAGUCCUUAAGGAGCUCUUUAAGAAUCCUUAAGGAGUCCUUAACGAGCUCUUUAACAAUCCUUAAAGAGUCCUUAGGGAGUAUUUAACGAGUCCUUAACGAGUCCUUAACGAGCUCUUUAAGAAUCCUUAAGGAGUCCUUAAGGAGUCCUUAAUGAGCUCUUUAAGAAUCCUUAAGGAGUCCUUAACGAGCUCUUUAAGAAUCCUUAAGGAGUCCUUAACGAGUCCUUAACGAGCUCUUUAAGAAUCCUUAAGGAGUCCUUAACGAGCUCUUUAAGAAUCCUUAAGGAGUCCUUAAGGAGUCCUUAACGAGCUCUUUAAGAAUCCUUAAGGAGUCCUUAAGUCCAACAUGCUCUCACUUUAGUCUAAAAAACGGUCAGUAAAAGUGUCGGGAACGAGUCAGCUAGGUGUUAAAGUGACACAACAUGUGAUGUCACAGCACCCCAUGACAUCACUGUGACAUCACUGUGACAAACGGUGUGAGACUUUCACCACCAGAGGGCAGCAGAGUUACUCUUUAGAUUUUAAUUUUAAUUUAUUUUGAUAGUUUUAAAAAUAAAUAAAUAUAGAGGCAAUAAACACACAGGUGUCAUUGGGUCAUGUUUCCUGUUUUACUUGUUUUCGCCCGUUUGUCUCCAUAAGUCAACAGAAUCAUUUGAUCACAUGUUAAAUAAUCAACUCUUUCCUUUAAUAUUUACUCAUCAGUCAGUGUAACAUUAAACUUCUUGAGCAAAUAUUUCACCUUAAAGUUGUCCAAAAACGUGUGUAGCCAUAAUCCUCAGCAGGCUUUUAAUGUGAAAUAUCUGCAGGAAGUUUAUGGAAGACUAAAAGUAUCGUCCUCAUGCCGUCAGUCUGUCAAACCCUCAGAGCAGCUUUGUUUCAGCUGCUGUCUCCCCACAUGCCCACUCUCUUCUGAUUGGCCAACUCUCUGGAAGCGUUACGGGGGUGCAGAACGCUGCAGGGCUGCCAGGCGAGGGCUGCUCUCCAGAGCUGGGAGAAGAGAGUCUAUGUAAGAGGUUUCAGAGGCUUAUCUUGGUUUCAUAUCGGGGAACUAUGGCGUGAUUUACAGGAGGAGUUGUUUAGCGCCCUCUGCAGACCCAUGCUGGGAUUACUCCAACACACGUUUACCUCCUGAAACUUAGCCCACGUUUAGUUUGAGCAUCCAGCAUUGUAACACGGCUUUAAAUAUGACUGUAAGACACCAAAUAACCACAGAUCUUUCAUUUCAACAUAUUUAACUUCAAACGUUGCACGAUGUAAUCUUUGUAAUCUUUUCAGCUCUGAAACAGCUUUUGUUGAUUUGUGUCCGCCGAGGCUCUUAUUUUGAAGGCCUCCGCUGUUUGUAGAUCUGUGUGGUCACUUCCUACCUGUCGUUGGCUCUCAGGUGAAUCUUCAGUUCGAUGGACAACAAGUCAAAGCUGCAGCACUUUCUCUGCUCGAUGCACAAAAAUAUUUAUACAGCUUCAGAUAUCAAACAUGUAACCUUGAAUGAAUAAAUAAUAACGAUAUAUUCCUGUCAAGUCACGUUCAGUUUGUUGAAGAACCAAAGGUCAAAGGUCCUGCUGAGAACUCAACGUGCAGCAGCGAGAGCAAGAAGAAAUCACAGUCACAGGGUUUCAUUUAAAAGACUCAUGUUUACUUCUUAUUCAAACAAAAUUAAAAACAGGACAGUUCUGGUGUUUUCACACCCGGGAACCGUUUUUAAAUUUAAAAUAAAUAGGUCAGAGAAGUUUUAGAAUUGCUUUCAGUUGAUAGUUCGAGCCUGCAGCUGUGAAACAGGCUGUAAUAUCUUUCUUUCAAGCCACCAAACUUCAUUGAGAAAAAUAGUAAUUUAAGCGAUCAUGAGUGGCUGAUGUACCGCUGCGUAGUCACUUUGUUUGUUUGUGUGACUCACAAUAACACAAAUCUGUGCAGCAGUAGAGCAGCAACUCCUGUCCUGUGAGGUCAAAUUUCUGAUUUUAUCGAUGUAGUGUGGUCGGUUUGUAGAGAGGAAUGUAACAGCUGUUUGUGUAAAUCAUCUUCCUCCAUCCACUCAUUAUCUUCGGCUUAUCUGAGUUUGCGUUGCGGUGGCAGCAGGCGAAAUAAGUCAACCCAGACGCCCCUCUUCCUAGCAACGAUCUCCAGCUCCUCCUCAGGAUUCUGAGGCAUUCCCCAGGCCAGACGGGAUAUAAAACCCCUCCAGCUAACUCUGGGUCUACCUCUACGUCUCCUCUCAGUUGGAAAACCCCGGAAAACCUCCAAAGGGUUUUCUUUCUUUAAAGGAGCAGUAUGUAACUCUGACCCCUAGUGUUUAAAAUGGGUAC